AUGUCAAACGGUGAAACAACCAGCGGCGCCUCCCAUGGCACACACACGCCAUCGCAACGAUACCUGAGCACCCGCGGCGAGGACAACGAUCUGUCCUUCGAAGACGUUGUCCUCAAGGGGCUCGCAACCGACGGCGGCCUCUACAUUCCUGAAGAGAUUCCCUCCGCCGCCGACUGGCAGAGCUGGAAAGACCUGUCCUUCCCCGAGCUCGCAUUCAACAUAUUGUCCCUGUACAUCUCUCCCUCCGAGAUCCCGUCCCAAGACCUCAGAGAUAUCAUCAACAAAAGUUAUGCGACGUUCCGUCAUGAGGAUGUCACCCCCCUGCGACACCUCCAGGACAACCUGUACCUGCUCGAGCUCUUCCAUGGCCCGACUUUUGCGUUCAAGGACGUGGCACUGCAAUUUCUGGGAAACCUGUUUGAAUAUUUCCUGACAAGGAGGAAUCAGGGCAAGAUCGGAAGAGACAGGCACCAUCUGACUGUUGUGGGUGCAACAUCCGGCGACACGGGCAGCGCAGCCAUCUACGGCCUGCGCGGCAAGAAGGAUGUCUCUGUCUUCAUCCUACACCCCAAGGGCCGCGUCAGUGCCAUCCAGGAGGCCCAAAUGACCACGGUUCUUGACAAGAACGUGCACAACCUCGCCGUGACGGGCACCUUUGAUGACUGCCAGGACAUUGUCAAGGCGCUCUUCGCAGACCCCGACAUCAACUCGACGCUCAAGCUCGGCGCUGUCAACUCCAUCAACUGGGCCCGUAUCCUGGCGCAGAUUGUCUACUACUUCCACGCGUACUUCUCGCUCGUCAAGGACCCCUCCUCCCCGUUUGCGAUGGGCGACAAGCUCCGCUUCGUUGUCCCUACGGGCAACUUUGGUGACAUCCUCGCCGGCUACUUCGCCCGGCGCAUGGGCCUGCCCGUCGACAAGCUCGUCGUUGCGACCAACGAGAACGACAUCCUCUACCGUUUCUGGAAGACGGGGCGGUACGACAAGAAGCCCAGACAGGGGCUUGAGGCGGAGGGCGGACUGACCGCCGACGGUGUCAAGGCCGACGAGAGUGGAGUCAAGGGCACCCUCAGCCCGGCUAUGGACAUUCUGGUCUCGAGCAACUUUGAGCGGCUGCUCUGGUUCUUGGCGUACGAGUUCGCGGCCGAGGCCGGCAUGGACGACGAGUGGAACAAGAAGCAGGCGGGCCAGGAGGUUGCGGCUUGGCUCGGCGACCUGAAGGGCAACGGUGGGUUCGGCGUCUACAAGGCUGUGCACAUGAGCGCCGAGCGGGACUUUGAGAGCGAGCGCGUCGAUGACGAGCAGACGGUGGCGACCAUUAAGGACUUUUACGGCAGGCUGGGCUACAUCCUCGACCCUCACUCUGCCGUGGGCGUGGCUGCGUCGCUGCGGAGCAUCGCAAGGUCCCCCAAGGAGACGCCGCACGUGUCGCUCAGCACGGCGCAUCCGGCCAAGUUUUCCAACGCGGUUGACAAGGCACUCACCGGUGCGGACGGGUACAACUUUGAGGAGAAGGUACUCCCGGCCGAGUUUGUGGGGAUGGACAAGAAGGAGAGGAGGGUCGCGUUUGUCGAGAACAGCUGGGAGUCUGUGCGGGAGUUGGUGAAGAAGCAGGUCGAGGAGGAGCUGGUUGCGGCGGAUAAGGAGUAG
Cryphonectria parasitica EP155 is the source of this 1650-nucleotide messenger RNA. RefSeq lists its product as uncharacterized. Gene Ontology annotation, molecular function: threonine synthase activity; pyridoxal phosphate binding. Bases 1 to 1650 code for a protein of 549 amino acids. The record is from RefSeq and is a predicted model, not a curated record. NCBI's taxonomy places the organism in Eukaryota, Fungi, Ascomycota, Sordariomycetes, Diaporthales, Cryphonectriaceae. The transcript is spliced from 4 exons. Gene Ontology annotation, biological process: L-threonine biosynthetic process.